Molecule: messenger RNA, 885 nt
Organism: Helobdella robusta
Lineage: Eukaryota; Metazoa; Annelida; Clitellata; Rhynchobdellida; Glossiphoniidae
Exons: 9
Coding region: 1-885 (294 amino acids)
Molecular function (GO): serine-type endopeptidase inhibitor activity
Source: RefSeq, a predicted model, not a curated record
AUGCCGUCAGUGUCCGUAUAUAACUUCCUGAUAGAUGUUACAGUGCUCUUCCUUCUACUUAAUUCCUUCGUUACUUAUUCGGAAUCCAAAAAAAGUUGUCCGCUGAGAGUCUGCUACAAGCCAUGUGCGUCUGGAUAUCGCUUCAAUAAAGAUGGAUGCAUGAAUUGUCUGUGUGUGGACCCCUGUGAGAACGUGGUCUGUGAUAGAGGAGAAACAUGUAAGGCCGUCCAAUACCCCUGUAUCUCCACGCCUUGCUAUCUCGAACCGAAAUGCGUUUCGCCUUGUCCGAAGAAGAACUGCGCGCGCUCUUGUGACAGUGGCUACAAAAAGGACAGCAAGGGUUGUUAUACUUGCACAUGUCUGGACCCCUGCGAGAACAGUCCGUGCAAAGAGAGCCAGUUGUGUCAAUCUUCCCAGAGCAUGUGCAAGGGGGAAGUCUGCUAUACCUCCGCUCAAUGCCUUAGCUUUUGUCCGAAACUGGACUGUACCGCGACCACUUGCUCCAGUGGCUACAAGAAAGAUGCUGAUGGCUGUAAGAUUUGCUCGUGCGCUGAUGCUUGCGAGGAAAUGAUAUGUGAUCAAGGGACCAGCUGUAGACUCAUGGUUAACCCGACUUGCAAUAAUGAAAAACUCUGCUACCCUGUUGCUAUUUGCACUGAAAUAAAGUGUGACGUCAACAGAACCGUGAAAUGCCCGAUCCAAUGCCCCGGCGGCUUUAAGAGGGACAAGGACGACUGCGAAGUUUGCGAAUGCAAAGAUCCGUGUGACGUACAAAAGGACUCGUGUAAAGCUGAUGAAGUCUGCCAAAACAUUAAAGUCUACUGCCCAACGGCCAAAUGCAAUACGGAUUUUGGCAGAUGCGUUAGUAGUAUAUUCGUUAAAUAA